AUGGCGAAUGCAAGCGCUUCGGCGCCGCCAUUGUCGACUUCGCCGCCACGGCAUUGGGGGUCUGACCUGCUGCUGCGCAAGGUCCCACUCUACGCCCAGGCACGGCAGUACGCCAAUGUCGAUCCUGACGACACGUGGUCAGAGGGAAACACACUCGGCUACGGGCCGAGCAGCUACCCACUUCUGGCGGCGGUGCGCUCGUGCUACGACAUGGUAAAUCGUGACGAGGUAGACGCUGACACCUCAUCAAAGCUGCGAGUGACCACCGCAUUAGUUGACCGCUCUCCCUUCUGCGGCAUCGACAGAGCUGGAUACGCCCAUGUGCCGGCACAGCGCAAGUGGGCGUCCACAAAUCCGCUGGUGGCAGAAUCGGCUUCGCGGAACUCGGAGCAGCCAACGGCCCUGGUUCGCCGCGCUGCUGCCGCCGCUGUGUUGGAUGACGCCCUCGGCCCCGCAACUCUGGCACAGGUGCUGGAGCCGUGGUUUGGCGUCAUCGAGGAUUGCCUAUGUGCUAGCGCGCAACAGCAGCAGGUCGAAGAGCGCGUGCGACCAGAGGGCAGGAAGGCAAAAGAGAAGGCAGCCAAGAGGAGUGACAACGGCGCAGCGGGAGCACCAGAGGACGGCGAUACCGCCGAUAAUGACACUGUGCGAGUCACUGACGCGGACGUGUUGCGCAUGCUGCGCCGCAAGCGCAUCUACAAUCGGGAAGACGAAACUCACGGUGCCGUGUACACCCGGCUCGAGAGCGUCAUUCUGCAUUACAGUGCGGCGACACCGGAAGAAAAAGAGAUGCUGCGGAUCUCGCGAGUAGCGAGUAGCGACCCUUCCGCGGCGGUGCUCAUCCCUGGCCAAGGCAACACGGCAACGGCGCCGUCGCAGGAGACGUGGGGCAGUCGUAUGCUGUCGCUCGUUACGUCUACCGUGGCUGCGGAGGCCGGCGGUGGUGCCGCGCGACGCAGCGACGAGGAGGCCGAACAACAGCAGAAGGUCCUGGCCUACCUGAAGCGUGUGCGCUGGAUUGCUACGCAGUGGAGCAGCACCACAAACCAGAUGGCGCUCAAGGACGCUGGAGCGUCGGCACCGUCGUGGGGUCAGAUGACAGAGGCCCAGCGUGUGAAGGUGGAGAUGCUGCACACACAGAGGCAGCGCCGCCGCUUCCGGCGUCCACGUCGUGGUGGUGAUAGAACCAAAGGUAACGGCAACGACGCCGAUGCUGUGGAGAACUAG
This is a messenger RNA of Leishmania braziliensis MHOM/BR/75/M2904, 1227 nucleotides long. RefSeq lists its product as hypothetical. The transcript has a single exon. Lineage: Eukaryota; Euglenozoa; Kinetoplastea; Trypanosomatida; Trypanosomatidae. The record is from RefSeq and is a predicted model, not a curated record. The coding region runs from base 1 to 1227 and encodes 408 amino acids.